AGUAGCCUAUCUAUUGCCACCAUCACUCCACUUCUCUUUUGAGUUUCUCUGUCUGUGUUUUUGUAUUUUUCUCGCUUGGCAAUGAAGCAUCCUAUGCGCCUCUUCUCGACUGUUUUCCUCCUCCUCCUGCUGCUUGUGGCCACUGAGAUGGGGGCAAAGGUGGCGGAGGCAAGGACCUGCGAAUCUCAGAGCCAUAAGUUCAAAGGGACAUGUUUGAGCACUACAAACUGCGCCAACAUUUGCAAAACAGAAGGAUUUCAUGGCGGUCGCUGCCGAGGGUUUCGACGUCGCUGCUUUUGCACUAAGCACUGUUAGUGGGGGGUGAUCUGUUUUAUCAUCUGAUCGGAUCAGAGUGCAGGAGAGGAGAAUCAUGAGUUAUCCUCUUCAGUAUUAAUCUUAUACUAGAGUUCUUUCUUCUUCUCUUUUUAUGAUUCAGUUCAGAAUAAUGUCCGUCUUUGUCUGAUGGUAUCUUGUGUGUAAUCUUCUUGUUAGUGUCUGCAUAGAUCUGCUGUUCCUGAAUGUAGUUCCGAGUAUGCUGUGAUCCCUUGUGUUUCCCCAUGUAUUCCUUGUCAGUUUCAGUCUCUUUUAAGACAUGCUUACUCUCUUUUGGCCCUUUAAUAUAUUUGUUCCAGUUAUGUGCU
Ricinus communis (castor bean) is the source of this 641-nucleotide messenger RNA. RefSeq names its product defensin Ec-AMP-D2. NCBI's taxonomy places the organism in Eukaryota, Viridiplantae, Streptophyta, Magnoliopsida, Malpighiales, Euphorbiaceae. The transcript is spliced from 2 exons. Gene Ontology annotation, biological process: defense response. Bases 82 to 315 code for a protein of 77 amino acids. The record is from RefSeq and is a predicted model, not a curated record.